Molecule: messenger RNA, 938 nt
Organism: Hermetia illucens (black soldier fly)
Lineage: Eukaryota; Metazoa; Arthropoda; Insecta; Diptera; Stratiomyidae
Gene: bou
Exons: 4
Coding region: 270-839 (189 amino acids)
Biological process (GO): positive regulation of voltage-gated potassium channel activity; sleep; regulation of synaptic transmission, cholinergic
Source: RefSeq, a predicted model, not a curated record
UAAUGUCACAGUGACACAUUGAAUCACUUGCAUCUGUCUUCCCGUAUAGUGCCGUUGCUGAUAUCCAGUGUUUUGUGUUUUUGCUCCAUGCUUUGAUCCGUGUUAAAGUUUUGCUCAACGAAUGAUAUGAUAAUAAAUGAAACAAUAGACUCGUGAUAUUUUCUUCACUUCAUAUCCAAAUCCUUCCUAUUUUGGUCGUUCUGCAGAACCCACCCAGCGAAGUACACGCCCUAAAAGUUCUCAUCUUUUGAAUCAUUCACGGCUUCAUUAUGCGUGGAUUUAUUUGUUUGAUCGCUUUAUUUGCUCUCCUUAAAUCAGCUCAAUCGAUAAGAUGUUACGUUUGUAAUGCCACAGACACAACGACUCCAUUCCAAUGUGGGGAAUGGUUUGAACGAUUUGAUACCCCCGAUAUCGAGCCACAAGAAUGCUCGUCAGUUCAUGGCGCUCAAUAUUGCAUUAAGCAUAUUGGUCGCUUCGAAGCCUUUAGUAUUAACUGCUAUCAGUGUUCGGCGGCCGAAACUAUGGAAUGUUCAGAUGUACUAAUCAACAUGCCCGGGUCACCAUUAGAACCACAACCAUGUGACCAUGUAUAUGAUGCACAAUAUUGCAUCAAAUCAACGGCUCUAAACGGAGGCAUUGGUGCGAAACGAUACUGUUCAUCUAAGGACUUGGGGAACUACUGCAAUUACGUGCAAAACAAAGGUGACCGAAUGGAAUAUCGCUCCUGUAUUUUCACAUGCAGUACAGACGGAUGCAACAACACAGCUCGAUUUUUGCUUAGCAAAGUUGCGUUCCUACUGAUCCCCAUUGGAUUUGUUUUGAGUCUACUUCGUCACUAAGAAGUACUUAAUUUAAGAGUCAUCAUUCAAAUAAUAUUAGAAAAUAACAGUUUUGUACAAAAGACAUUUUAGAAAAUAAAACUUUUAUAACAUUUUGAA